This is a messenger RNA of Salpingoeca rosetta, 1249 nucleotides long. RefSeq lists its product as uncharacterized. The record is from RefSeq and is a predicted model, not a curated record. Lineage: Eukaryota; Choanoflagellata; Craspedida; Salpingoecidae. The transcript has 2 exons. The coding region runs from base 153 to 758 and encodes 201 amino acids.
UUCGUGCACAAAACGCUCACACGAAACAUACACCAAUACCAACACUGACGAGAAAAGCCAAGCACAGACAGCAACCAAAGCACGACGACUCGACGCAAGAGAGAGAGAGACACACACACAGAGCGAGCGGAAGGCAAGCAAGGCAAAGCACGAUGGCGUUUGUGCGUGCGAUGCGCGGGGGGAUGACGCUGCUGCGCCCCGCUACAACAGCAGCGGCGAUGACGAGGAGGACACCGGGUUGCCUCGCUGCUACGGCGGCGGCGGUGGCAAGUGCACGAGCGUUCUCGUGCUCCACCAUGCUGCAUUACAGGAGCAGCAGCGAUAGCAGCGACAACAGUGACAGCCACCCCCACGUCGGCGGCGACGUCAUCGACGCAGCGUCGUCCUCGGGGAAGCGAGGGCUGUCCUUUGCAUCCACAAACAUCGUGCACACAACACCGUCCUCGUCCUUGCGCUUCGAUCUGCUGGCAUGGCAGGCCGAGCAAUACCGCACGCAAGCGCCUCCGGUCGACCAGACCCUCGAAUCCGCCUCCCCUGCACCCGUCCCUCCCUCUACCUUCAGCGCCAUCCUCCAAGAGGAUGAAGGGCUGUGCCGCCUGGACCACCGCCUCCUUGAACAAACACAUGCCAUCGGCUCCUUGCACGCGGCAGCGCUCAUGAGCUCCACCUUGAAGAAGCGACGAAGGAAGAUGAAGAAACACAAGCACCGCAAGUGGCUCAAGAAGAUGAAGUCCGUCUGGGCGUCCCUCAAGAAGUAGCCAUCGCCAGCACUUGAUGUGACUGCCGCGUACGUGCGUGUGUGCGAGAGACAGGGAGAGAGAGAGAGAGAGAAAAGGUGGAGAACAAAGGGGAUGACGGGAUUGGUUGGCGUUGGAUCUAUGACAGGGCGGGGAGAGUGUCAGGUGCAAGGUUGCGAGCCCUUUUGCCUUGGCGAGCAAGCAGACAUGUGCGGCUAGGAGAGAGGACGACGACCACCUGAGAUGAUGAGCAGCAGCAGCAGCACCACCAUCCCCAGCUCGUGCUUGUCGUUUGUGCGUGUAGUGCAUGGUUGUAUUGGCCGCGUAAGCGAGACUUGUUUGCAGGCAGUACAUGCGUUAUUGUGUGCGCGUGUGCGAAGUGUGUGUGUACGCAAGGGAAGGGAGGAUGCUUGGAGUGUUUGCCAUUAGGUUGAGAAGCAGUUUCUUUGUGAUACAUGUAUGCCUGAGGGGAAGCCACAAUCUUCCGUCAAGCAGUAAACAGACGAUGAUGA